Caenorhabditis remanei is the source of this 1917-nucleotide messenger RNA. RefSeq lists its product as uncharacterized. NCBI's taxonomy places the organism in Eukaryota, Metazoa, Nematoda, Chromadorea, Rhabditida, Rhabditidae. Bases 1 to 1917 code for a protein of 638 amino acids. The record is from RefSeq and is a predicted model, not a curated record. The transcript is spliced from 10 exons.
AUGCCGAGUCUAUUCGACAAUACCAAAUUAAAUUUCUUCAUUGUUACCAAAGGAACUCGGGCAGAUUCUCCUAUCAAUAUGAUAGAUAUGUGUGAAGAAUUCAAUGAGAAAAGUACAUCGCUUCUUUCCGUUGCUGUUUUACAAAAUGCAGUUGACUUGGUUUGCAAGAAAAUUCAACAAGAUAUCGAAUACGACAUUCAUACGAAAAUCAAAGUUCUGUUUGCAUUCAAAGCACCAGUCGAAGCUCCAUUCCUUGAUGAACUGAAGCAGUACUUUGAUGUUAACUUAGACCGUAGCAAUCGAAUCGUUGAAUACAAAGAAAAAGAAGAAGUUAUAGUGAACAGAUCUCAUGAUAGAAACUCUACGAAUGUCCAACCCCAAGAGAUCUACGAAAAGAUGAUGACGUUUUUGGCUGAGUUGACGAAGACUGUUGACUCUCCGAUUACUGUUCUGAACUUCGUUACAAAGUUCAAAGAGUUCAUAGGAGGAGACUGCGCGACCACAAAAAUUUUGAAUGAAAGAUACAAAUUGGUCAAGCAGGGAAUCUGGUCUUCUGCAUUCGAAAUUCCCAUUAAAGUCAAGAUGUUAUUCAUUUCGAAAGGACAAAUUCGUUUACGCGAUCUCAAAGAAAUUCGAAAAAAUGCUGAUGUUUAUGUUGACAAAUUCAAAAGAUUGACCAGUUAUAAGAUACAUGGUGAAAGUUUGGUACAAGGAAACAAAGAAGUCUGUGAUUUCUUCAAAUUCGUCGCUGAUAAAACUCAAACUGAAGUGAUAACUGAGUGGAGCAUCAGAGAUUACUGUAAAGAGUUCUUGGGCAGAAAUUGCACUGAGAAAUAUAUCAAUUAUCUGGUGGGACAAAACAAUAAGCAUCGUCAGGAGAUUCCGGCAAUGUCUGACUUGGAUAUGAUCACAAAAAUCAAAAUGGUAUUUGCGUUACGAGUUAAGGUUAAUGUUAGUUUUGUAAAGAAGCUUCGAAAAGAUGCUGACGUGGUAUUGGAUAAGAAGAAAGCGAUUUUUUCGUACAGUGCACAUGAUGGAAGCUUGAUUCUCAAAUACCAGAAUUUGAAAAGAAGCGUAGCUUUCAGAAAUGCCGUUGGAAAUGCCAUUGAAAGAGUCCAGGAACCGUUUUCAGUAAAUGGAGAGAAUACUGGAAACUCUUCUGAUUUUUCGAAUUGUCGAAAUAUUGAUGGAAUCGGACCAUCGACUAACACCAGAAAAAGAACUCAUCCACUUACUCGUUCUUCAACAGAACAAUCUACAAAUGAACAGAAUUUGGCUCCGAAAGUUUCAAAAGGAGUUAAUAAUUCCUCAAAUCAGUUGACAACUUCUUCACGAGUUCCGGAGACUAUUCAAAAUUCUAAAAGUAUUUCGAUAUCUAUUAAACAAGAAUUUGGAUCAACACAACAUGAAAUUGAAGUUCCUAUCAAUCAGAUAGUGAAUCAACGUCACGUGGUAAUGAAAGAAGAAUUAAUGGAUAGUGAUCCGGAUGUGAUCGUAGUAGGUGCUCCAUCUACAACCGUCGCCGAGUUUAUUACUUUCAUUGGUGCAUUCGUGCAAACAAUGGAAACAGGAGGCUUAUCGAAUAUUCUGUUGAGAAUCAAAAAUAUAAAAGAUUCGGCGGAAAAGAGUUCUAAAACGCUGCCAAUCGAAAGACUGUUAAAUUCCGUCAGAUCAUUUCUAGAAAUUGUGAAAACUAGUGCAGACAUCGAAUCUCCGCCAAAUCAAGAAAUGGUUUCUCUCGGCGGCAUUUGUGAUCUUCUUCGAGGCGCUUUGUGUUGUGCUCAACAGCGAUCGUUGCAAAAGUACCAAGAGGAGCUGCUAACCUAUUGCAAGGAUCACAAUUUGAAGGAUAAGAUGGUUUCAAUCGAAUCCGUUCGCACUGGAUUGAACAUGACUCUCAAUAUUGUAGAUCAAUGA